UUUAAGCCCAUCUUCCUUCCUAAAAAUUUUCCCACUUUGGGGUUAACGAUUUAAUUAAUCUCCUCUCCUGUUCUUAUCUUGGUUCUCCUCCUUGUAUUGCAGAUACUGGACCUCCUCAGAAGAAAAAUUUUCUGUUGCCGCUUGCCGCUUGCCGCCUACGUUUGAAGAAGCUUGUGACUUGAUAUAAGGACUUGAGCAUGGUCCCAGAGGUUCACGUUCCGAUGGCUAAGGAGCUCAAAGCCGCAGCAGAGGAUAAACCGGUUAGCAGGUCUACCCCCAACAAAAGGAACAAUGGAAAAGUUCCAAAGAAAAUCCACAAGGCUGAGAGAGAGAAACUUAAACGUGACCAUUUGAAUGAGCUUUUCCUUGAGUUGGGCAACACACUUGAAACUGCUCGGCAAAAUAGUGGCAAGGCCUCUAUGUUGGGUGAGGCUACUCGAUUCCUGCGUGAUCUGCUUGUUCAAGUUGAAUGUCUCAAAAAGGAAAACACAGCCCUGCUAUCUGAAUCACACUACGUCACUAUUGAGAAGAAUGAGCUCAGAGAUGAAAAUUCUGUCCUAGAAGCAGAGAUUGAAAAACUGCAGACUGAGCUACAGGAUAGGGCACAGGUCAAACCCACUUGGGAUGCAGUUCCAGCUCAAUUGCAGCACAACAACAUAGAAUCACAGUUGUCAGAGGACCCCAGAUUGCAGCAGCCACCGGUAGUUGGUCCAGUCUUUGUCUUUCCACUUCACGAGAGUCAAGGUUGUCCAGAGCCUGAGACUGCUAAUGCUCCGUCAAAGCCUCCUUCAAACGUGAGCAGGCCACACGCUCGCUACCCAACCCCAUCAGAUUCUUGGCCGUCACGACUCCUUGUGAAACAGCCAGCUGAGGAUAACCGGUCUGGACAAUGUGAGCAAUAGCAUUAGGGCCAAGGAUGGCCGUGUCAUAGACAAUAUGUAAGCUUGUAAUGGACCUCGUGGUCUGGUUGGAAGAUGAGGUUGUAAUCUGCUCCGUUUGCAUUUUGUUAAUUCAAUAUUUAAUCCGAUGUUCAGUAA
Telopea speciosissima is the source of this 1037-nucleotide messenger RNA. RefSeq names its product transcription factor bHLH47-like. Bases 198 to 902 code for a protein of 234 amino acids. The record is from RefSeq and is a predicted model, not a curated record. The transcript has 5 exons. Gene Ontology annotation, molecular function: protein dimerization activity. Lineage: Eukaryota; Viridiplantae; Streptophyta; Magnoliopsida; Proteales; Proteaceae.